Messenger RNA from Rhipicephalus sanguineus (brown dog tick), 2175 nucleotides. RefSeq lists its product as uncharacterized. The transcript is spliced from 2 exons. The record is from RefSeq and is a predicted model, not a curated record. Bases 39 to 1445 code for a protein of 468 amino acids. NCBI's taxonomy places the organism in Eukaryota, Metazoa, Arthropoda, Arachnida, Ixodida, Ixodidae.
CGACUCCGAGGCGGUACGUCGACUACGAAAUCAACAGUAUGCGUGUCAUAGCGCCCCAAAUGUGGGCUGUCAUCCGGUACCACAGCCUGCGUCGCCUGUACGUCGAGGUCGGCGGCGACCGCAACUUCGAGCUUCUUUGGGAGCUUCUGGUCUUCUGCCCGAACCUAACCGAGCUUCACGUUCACUUCGUGCGAGGAACUUUCUCGAGUGCUCUGGUUCAGUGUCACCGGAUUCACGAACAGCUGGACCGACUGGAAACGUUCACGUUCACCUCCGAAAUGCCGGCCUCCGUCCCGCUUCCGUACGGGCCGGAUCCAUCUUUGGCGUUCGCGAACUGCGCUACCCUCUGCGCCAACGUCUGUCACGACAAGCCGCACGACUGGUGGAGCUGCGUCGAACUGAGUCGCCUCGUACUCAGCCGGGACCGAGUGCUCAUUCUUCCGUCGCAGCUGGUCGCGUUUGCCGUCGGCGACUUCACGGCAGGGAUGUCCUUCCAGGAGGCGAGCCGACGACACAGCUGGGCACGCGUCCGCAAACUCUGUCUCCUGCUGCUCCCGCCGGAGCCCUCCGUCGUGUGGUACCCGACGGCGGGAGCCAAGUGCCGCGACUACCUGGAACGUUUCUCCUUUGCGCUGGACAGCAUCGUCGAGCUGAACGUCAGUUCAUUUCACUUUCGCCUCGACGUCGACCUGAGGAAACUUCUCCGGGAUACCCCGCUGGGGCGCCGCCUGCUUGCGCUCUCGGCGCCCCCGUGUUGGUUUCCGAGGAGCUCAUCUGUGCGCGGGCUGCCGCUUGGUUGCCCCAACCUUAGAGACCUGGACGUGCGCGUCGUGAGCCCGGGGGGUCACUUGCGCUGCGCUUCCUGCCAUAACCUCCUCUUCAGGACCGACGCCGUCCAGGAACCGUCCGAUGCGGCCACGUCGUCGACCACUAGCAUCGCCAGGCUGACCCUGUGUGACGUGCCUUAUGAGGUACUACCCUGGUACCUCGAGUGUUACCGAGCUGCUGCGACGCUUCGACUUGCCGAGUGGCGCCUUGUCGGGAGCCCGCCAUUCGGCCAUUUGUGCGGUCUUCUUGGCGAGUGCGUAGCUAUCCGCUGCCUCGUGCUGCAGCAUCGCGACCUGCCGAUCAACGAUCAGCAUCUUCAGGCCAGCUUGUCGCGGAUGACCAGCCUGCAGCACCUGUGCCUUCUGACGUCGACACGAGUCUCCGACAUGAAUGUGUUGAAUUGUGUCCGUGACUCCGUCUCCCGCGCAGCUCAGCUGAAGUGCGUUCACAUACACUACAAGCGCGACACCGACGGCUGGGAUCAACGAGUCACCUGGCUAAAUCGACGCCAAGGCGAAGUCCUGCUACAAGAAGGUCCCUGCUUCGCGUGUUGCUCGACGGCGACGUUCAUCGGACUGGUCAAGCCGGUCAAUCGCGACUGUGAGGUGGACCUGUAAGCUGAAUUAAGGGAUACUCCUGUUAUGAGAGUUUUGCUUAAUUCGAUUUUAAGGUAAUAAUAAUUGGAGCAUUGAAGGGUGGAUCAUUAUAGGUUAGAGCAUUAAACAUUAAAGUUUAAUGCUUCCGGUUGUAAACAUUAAGGUGGUUGGACGUCUUUUGAUAAAGGGUCCAAAAAGUCAGCGUCCAAACAGACAGCGUCGAGUCUCUCGUCUUUACUACAUAUAUUAAGGUGAAAUCCUUAGAUGCCUCAUCAAACGUGAGGGGUGACCGUCGUAGGCGUCAACGGGAGCGGUGCAAAAAGACCAUCACGUGAGCACGUCACCCAUCACGACUUUUCGGCAGAUCUUACCUAAAUACACAGGAACGCAGAAAAUUAUUUGCUUACUUUUUUCUCGCCAGUCGACAGCAAAAGUGGCGAGGCCCGCUGCGUUGAAAGGGGCUUCAAAGGGACGUUGUAAUGUGCCACCUAUAGCAGACGUUCCACCGAAAGCAUUUUUCAAUAUUGGUUCAUUACUGGACACGUCAGAAGGGAUUGCAGUGUCCUUUAUGUUGCUUUUUCCGGUCCUUUACAACGCGUUGCUGAAACGGCCCUGAAAAAAAGUCUCACGGGGUCUCUCGUGCAUACCCCCGAGGCGACUGGAAGGCAAAAGCCAUAUUCUGCUGUUUCUUCGCAAAUGAUGUAUUGUCUGGAAAUGGAAAUUCAUGCAUCAGCCAGCAGGGGCGUAGCCA